Messenger RNA from Lathyrus oleraceus (garden pea), 1257 nucleotides. RefSeq lists its product as uncharacterized. The transcript is spliced from 3 exons. Lineage: Eukaryota; Viridiplantae; Streptophyta; Magnoliopsida; Fabales; Fabaceae. Bases 1 to 1257 code for a protein of 418 amino acids. The record is from RefSeq and is a predicted model, not a curated record.
AUGUAUUCCAUUGUGAAACUGCCAAAGCUAUGGGAAUGGCAACAUAAGGUCACCAUAAUCAAAGAAGCAAAUAAUCUUAGAACACUUGACCUCACAACUUUAUUUGGAAAGCUAGAAGAACAUGACCAAGAACUCACUUUCUUGGAAAAACAUGAGAAAAAGCAUGAGAAGAAGAUAAAUAAGGAUAAAGGCAAGGACAGUGAGGUAGAAAGGAAGUGUAUUGCUCUAAAGGCUUCAAGUUCAAAGUCCUCAACCAAUGAGCAAAGUGAUUGUGAAACAAGUGAUGAUGAGAAUUCCAAUGAUGAAGAAAUGGGGUUGUUCGUCAAAAGAAAAGUCGGUCAUUAUAAGCCGAAUUGUCCAUUGAUCAAGAAAGAUAAAGAGAAAGCUCAUCACAAUAAAUCUAGCAAUUCUAGAAGAGCCUAUAUUGCUUGGGAGAGUGCAAGUGAUUCUUCAAGUGACGAAAGCUUAAGUUCAAGUGACGAAUCAGCCAAGUUUUUCUUCAUGGACAAUAAAAAGAAGAAGAAGAAUGUAAGUCAUUCUAAACUUGAAUAUUUUAAUGAAUUGUAUUAUUCCCAAUUACAAAAGACUUUUGAAAAUCUACAUAGAGAAGUCGUAGACGCUUUUAAAACACUAGCUUCAAACAAAAGAAUCGUUUCAUAUUUAGAAGAUAAAGUUUUAGAGACCAAAAAUAAUAUGGAAGCUCUUAAGAAAUCUAUGGUAGAUAUUCAAAAAGAUAAGAAUGAGGAUGAAGAACCUUCAUGGUUUGGUUGUGAAACUUGCCACAUUUGGCAAAAAAAGGUAAAUACUCUUAAAUAUAAAUUGGACAAGGCAUUACAACCAAAGAUUACAUUUUCUAUUGAUCUAUCAAAGUUUAAACGGCCUUUGAACCCUUCAUAUAAAAAGUAUAAAUAUGUUCAAAAGGAUUCAAAUAGAAAAAUUACAUCCCUUCACAACUUAUCUUGUCACUAUUGUUAUAAUAAAGGUCAUACUAUUGCAAAAUGCAAGUUUAGGAGACUCUUUGUUCCUAAAAAGAAAAUAUGGUUUCUCAAUAGUGGAUGCUCAAGACAUAUGAUGGGUGACAUCUCUUUGUUCAUUGAAUUUGUGCCAAAGAAGAAGGGUUUUGUUACCUAUGGAGACAACAAAAAGGGAGUAAUACUUGGAAAAAGUAGUGUAGGUACUCCCUUGUCUACUUCUAUCUCUGAUGUUAUGUUAGUUGCAGGUCUUAAACAUAAUCUUCUUAGCAUUAGUAAAUUAUGA